Molecule: messenger RNA, 418 nt
Organism: Closterium sp. Yama58-4
Lineage: Eukaryota; Viridiplantae; Streptophyta; Zygnematophyceae; Desmidiales; Closteriaceae
Source: the annotation of a GenBank genome assembly
GCAAUCCGACCCUGUGGUGAUCUCCCCCGCAUGUGACCGCAGCGAUCGCAUCACAGCACUCGAAUGGCUCUACUUCGCCCCGCCUCCCUCUCCCCACACUGCCGCACACACCCCCCCGCGCUCCCCCUCUGCUUCCGCCGCCACUCCCCCUAGCCCGCCCCACUCGUCCUCCUCCCAGCUCGCGGACUCCUCCCCUCAGGCUGACUCCCAGCAGGGGGAACAUCAUUCCCACCAGAACCAUGCGCACAGCCUACAGCCGCAGCAGGAGCAUCACCAAAACCACCACCACCACCACCACCAUCAUCAUCAUCAUUAUCAUCAGCAGCAGCAGCAGCAGUCGCUGCUGUGUGUGGCUGUGGGUACGGCUGCUGGGUUCCUCCUUAUUUAUGCUGACACGGGCGUGCUGCUCGCUCGGCAG